GUUUCAGGGCGGGUCAGUGUGGCUCAGGUGAGACACACACAUACCUGGGACAGCAGCGCCGAGCACAGCACAGCGCCACCGCCUGUGUAAUGUUUCAUUGAACCUGUUGCUCUCACACCCCCAGGUCAGGACCAUGGAGGCUGCUGUGCGGGGCAACGGCAGCUGUGCCCAAGGUGGCUCUGUGUCUCUGGUGUGGCCGGAGUCGGCAUGUCGGGCUGUGUGCCGGAUAGUGAGCGUGGAGCAGCUGUGGGGACAGAACGCGUCUGUGAGUGCGGAGCCGAUGCGCGGGGAGCACUGGGGGCAUCAGCAGUUCUAUGUGGGGCUGAGCCUCGCCAUCAUGUCCAGUGUCCUCAUCGGCAUCAGCAUCAUCCUCAAGAAGAAGGGGCUCCUCAGGCUGGCGGAGCUGGGGGGCACCCGGGCAGGUGAUGGGGGCCAUGGUUAUCUCAGAGACUGGAUGUGGUGGGCCGGGCUCCUGACCAUGGGCGGUGGGGAGGCCAUGAACUUUGCAGCUUACGCUUUCGCUCCUGCAACUGUUGUGACCCCGCUGGGAGCUUUGAGUGUCCUCGUCAGCGCCGUCCUUGCCUCCUACAUUCUGGCGGAGCGGUUGAAUGUGCUGGGGAAGGUGGGCUGCACACUCAGUAUCCUGGGUUCCACCGUGAUGAUCAUUCACUCUCCACAGGAGGAGGAGGUCAGGUCCCUGGAGGACAUUGCGCUCAAACUGCAGGAUCCAGGUUUCCUGGUCUUCGCCAGCAUCUUGCUGCUCACGGUGCUGAUCCUCAUAUUUUAUGUGGCCCCACGGUCUGGACAGACCAAUGUCUUGAUCUACAUUGCCAUCUGUUCGCUGAUUGGCGCUUUCUCUGUCUCCUCCGUCAAGGGCAUCAACAUCGCCAUCUACACCUGCCUGGCCGGUCAGCCCGCCUAUCGUCACCCGCUCACCUGGAUCCUUGUAGCCUCGCUGCUCACUUCCAUUAUCACGCAGGUCAACUACCUGAACAAAUCGCUAGAUCUUUUCAACACCUCCCUGGUUUAUCCCAUUUACUAUGUCUUCUUCACUACUGUGGUCAUCACCACCUCGGUCAUUCUCUUCAAGGAGUGGUACAGCAUGUCGGCCAUGGACAUUGUGGGCACCAUCAGCGGCUUUGCGACUAUCGUGCUGGGAGUCUUCAUGCUUCACAUCUUCAAAGGUCUUAACGUGAGCAUUGAGAACAUGUCUGGGGUUUUGCAGGAGCCCGAGACCCUGGGCACUGCCCACCUCCCACUUGAUGAUAAGCUGAUGCUGUUGGAGAAUACUGAGGGCUCCAGGUUCCCCGAACAGAAGCCAAGUGUCUUUGUCAUUUAUGGCUGAAGCUUCAGACCACGAAGUAAAGUGCAGUGACUGAUUGUAUAGGUGAGCGUCUCAGUCAAUAAUGCACAUAGCUAUGUAUCACAAACUUCCAUCAUGUGGAUGACCAAUUUUAUUUGUUGGCUUCCCUUCUCUUUUCCAAUUGUGCCAAAGACCUUUAACCUCCACGUGAACAGAUAUAGAAGGGACCUCAGUUUAAUCUCUUAUCUGGAGGAUGACAACUCUGUUAAGGAAUCCCAACAUGGGGUUUGAACCCACAGCCUUCUGCCUCCAAAGCCAGAAUGCGACCACUGAGCCAGGGUGAUCUUGAGACUCUCUUCAGCCUCGUUGGCUUCACAGGAAUCAGAAGACAGAUGUGCACAGGAGUGGCAUUCCGGAGACACAGGAACCUGCGCCUCCCUCCUGCGAGUUAGGGAUUGACUCACGAUGGCCUGGACUCGUUGAUGUCGCUCUGGUUCUCGAACCUGCAGCAAAAGCAAGUUAUAACCAGCUCCUCAAAUCCUUACACUGCCUCCAACACCUAACCACCAUUUACUGGUGGUUUAGAGCCAGGGGUGAGCGGCAGCCAUUGGGCUCUGAAGGUCUCAGUUGCUUGUUGUAAACAUUUGUUUAAACAGAUUUGUCUGCUGCAGGGGACGCCCAUCUGUCCCCGAUGGCUGAGAAAUGCUGAAUUUAUUAAACAAGGAUUUAAAGUUGGUUUGUAA
Messenger RNA from Callorhinchus milii (elephant shark), 2046 nucleotides. Its product is annotated as magnesium transporter NIPA2. The record is from RefSeq and is a predicted model, not a curated record. Gene Ontology annotation, molecular function: magnesium ion transmembrane transporter activity. Bases 134 to 1345 code for a protein of 403 amino acids. The transcript is spliced from 6 exons. Lineage: Eukaryota; Metazoa; Chordata; Chondrichthyes; Chimaeriformes; Callorhinchidae. Gene Ontology annotation, cellular component: membrane. Gene Ontology annotation, biological process: magnesium ion transport.